Messenger RNA from Orussus abietinus, 1598 nucleotides. It is a transcript of the gene Rab27, whose product is annotated as ras-related protein Rab-27A. The transcript is spliced from 5 exons. Gene Ontology annotation, biological process: melanosome transport; positive regulation of exocytosis. Gene Ontology annotation, cellular component: melanosome; secretory granule. The coding region runs from base 84 to 707 and encodes 207 amino acids. The record is from RefSeq and is a predicted model, not a curated record. Gene Ontology annotation, molecular function: GTP binding; GTPase activity. NCBI's taxonomy places the organism in Eukaryota, Metazoa, Arthropoda, Insecta, Hymenoptera, Orussidae.
UCGUUCCAUAUGCGUCCAAGUGUUUUGGACGAUUAUUAAUUCUUCCUGCUUUGCCACAAAGCGAUCGACUAGAAGUCUAUGCAAUGGAUUACGAUUAUUUGAUAAAGUUCCUAGCUCUGGGUGACUCCGGCGUGGGGAAAAGUAGUUUUUUGUAUCAGUACACCGAUGGGACGUUUAACUCUAGAUUCGUAUCGACAGUGGGCAUUGACUUUAGAGAAAAGAGAGUGGUUUAUCAGAUGACAAAUGGCAGGAGUCAGAGGGUGCAGCUGCAAUUAUGGGAUACAGCUGGUCAAGAACGAUUCAGAAGUUUAACAACAGCAUUUUAUCGGGACUCCAUGGGCUUCCUUUUACUGUUUGAUCUUACCAACGAGCAGUCGUUCCUUGAAGUCAGAAAUUGGCUAGAACAGCUUAAGACUCAUGCUUACUGCGAAGAUCCUGAUAUAAUUCUGUGUGGAAAUAAGUCCGAUCUUGAGGAUAAAAGAGUCGUCAGUGAAUCAAAAGCUCGAGAACUAGCGGAGAAACACGAUCUAGUUUAUUUAGAAACCAGCGCAGCUACUGGACAGAAUGUCGCUCGAGCAAUUUAUGUGCUUUUGGAACGUGUGAUGCGAAGAAUGGAGCUAACCAUUGAAAAGUCUGUGCUACCUCAUCAACGUCGAUUAAAGUGUCACGAACCAGAAGCUCCACCUGACAGAAGGUGCUACUGCUGACAGUAUUUAAAAAUGUUGCCUUCGAUUUAUUCCAAUAAUGUUCAAAAUGGUAUACAUAACUAUUUCCUCGUUCCUUUAAUAUAGUACCUAUAAUUUAUAUUUCAAAUCACUAGUCCAGUUUAAGUCAUGUACACAUAAGGAUACAAAUCUAAGUGCGUCUUCCGAUUUUUCGAACGGAAUCGAUCGUUUUUUCUGUCUGUUGUUUGCACGUAAUGCUCAACAAGGGGAGAACAAAAAGGAAUACCUGAGGAAAAUUAAAAAAAGAAUAUUAAUCUACAUCACUAAUGAAAUCAAAAUGCCAAAUGAAUUAAAUGUGAUUAAACAGCGUAAGAGGAUCUUUGUCUGCAGGGGUAUUAUAUGUACUAUAAGAAGUUUGUACCACGUGUAUUUCAUUGGUACGAUUGUACAUAUCACUAAUAUAUUUUUAUUGGAAAGUUUAUCAGAAGUCGUUUGUAAGGAAGGUUACAUUUUUAGAAAUACGGAUAGAAGGUAGUCCGACGGCUAGAUUUGUUGGAGACGUUAAGUACGUGGAGGCAGGGAAUUUCUGAAAAUAUUUCGCUCCAGCGCACAAUUUAAUCCGAACGCAAAUCUGUGAUGUAGUCACGUGGUUAUAACUCCAUUGAGUCAAAUAUGAUCAAAUGGCAUUGUUAACCCAGGGAAUCAGUAUUCCAGUUAUAUCGUACUUCUGAUAAACUAUUAAUCGUUUUAUAACUAUUGUACUGAACUGUCUUGUCAUACUAUCGCCUUCGGGGUAACCCCCUAAAUCAUGUGUUCGGCAUCGUUACGUCUGUGUAUUUUCAGAUGGUAUUGUUCUUAACUCUAUGUGAUACACAAAGUACCAUGUGUUUGCGAUAUUGAAUCGUACUGCAAAAUAUAUUGUAUUAUCGAUUA